UUAAGAGCGUGCCACAAACGGAUUUCCCGUAGGUAGAAGAGUAGACGCCAUUUUUUCCUCAACGCUUGCGACAUACGGCCGUGCUUGUAUGUGGUCUAUGUAUGAGUGUGUGUGUGUGUGCGUGAAUAUAAGGAAAAAUAUAUUUUAUUAACGGCAGUGGAGAAGAUUGCAGCGCCGCUCACUCAAAGGAGGAACACACGGCACAGUACGGAACACUUACUUUGGUUUUGGUAGUGUAAUGGCAAAAGUGACGGGUAACGGUAACGGCGUCGGAGUCCGACAUAAUAUUGGAGUCUGAGUGCGAGUCGGUGACGCUGACAGUGCCACACAAAACGAUUUUUAAGGCAAAGUGUGAGAAAUUGUUGUGCACAAAAAAAAAGAAAAAUAAAAAAUAAAAAGCAAACGAAGAAAAAAUACUGAUAAAGAAACGCCAUUGGGUGGGACGCAACGCUUCUGGCGAGUGUGGUAACCUGCCGAACGGGCUUAAAUACUUGUAAAUAAAAGAUUUGUUUGCAUAUUUUUUCACUUGGUUUGGCAAAGCAGAAUGAAAUAAAUUUUAAAGUGCGUACAAUUUCAGCAGCGUCGACGACGAAUGCAAAGGAAUUGUAACGAAUUUAUUGAAGUGUAAAAUUCACAGGCGUGUGAGGACGGCGACAAGCCACAAACAUGUCUUUGGCGAUGUUGUUUGUGACGGCCGGUAUUUGUAGUAGUAGCAGCAUUGCAGCGAACAUUUCAUUUCAGCAAUGGCAUCAUUAACACCGUCUUCAAAUGUCGAAACAUAUGAAGAUAUGUUCAAAGAAAUCACAAGAAAAUUAUAUGGGGAAGAGACAGGAAAUGGGCUACAUACGCUGGGCACACCGGUUGCGCAGGUGGCAACCACUGGGCCCACAGCACCCGAGGGCGAGCGCUCAUUCACUAAUCUGCAAAUCGAUCGCAGCGCUGCACCCACCAUCGAAUAUGAGAAUAAUGCCGUCGUUGCCAGUGGUUCGACCAAUGUAGCAGCAACAGCUGCUGGCGCUACAAAUGUUGUAAUCCAACAACAACCCGAGGGUUCUGUGGUGGUGGCAACGACAAGCGGCAGUUUCGGCAAAUCGGAUGAUCAUUUGAGUACGGCAUUUGGGCUGGCGGCGCUAAUGCAGAAUGGUUUUACUACCACCACCGCUACUGGCACUGGUGGCGCAGACCAACAACAACAACAACAGCAUCAACAGCAACAACAACAGCAGACACAAAUCGUACAGUGGACAACACCAACGGCAACAGGUGGUAAAUUGCAGAGCUAUACGACUGCUACUCAACAACAGCAACAUCAACAGCAGCAGCAGCAACAACAGCAACAACAACAGCUGCAGCCACAACCUGGUACAUCUAAGUCAAAAUCCAAAAAUCGCAACGACUCCACCACCGAAAUAAUUUACACUAGUCCCACAACCUCCGGCAACACCAUGAACACCGGCCAGGCCCAACAACAAGCGGCACCCACACCAUCGAAUGGCAUUGCCACCGGUGCAGCCAAUGCUGCUCGUGGCAGAACUAGUCGCAGACGGUCCAACGGCCACCAAAAUUGCGACAAUAGCAACAAUAAUGGCGUCGUAGCACUACGAAAACGUUACGCCUGCUCUCACUGUUCCUACUCCACCGAUCGACGAGAUCUCUACACUCGCCACGAGAACAUACACAAAGAGGACAAGCCCUUCCAGUGUUACGCUUGCAUGAAGCAAUUCAAUCGGGCUGAUCAUGUGAAGAAACAUUUCCUGCGCAUGCAUCGCGAACUGGAAUACGACAUCAAUAAGACUCGACGUCCUGCAUCCUCAAGUACGUCCAACAAUGGCGGCGUCGGUAGCAAUCAUCAUGCCGCCGUGCGUGUCAAUGUCGCUUUACCGGCGGUAAACAAUCAACAGGUAAACAUUCCGAACGCCGGUUGUGGCUCACCCGAGCAGAAGCCCAACAUCAUAUUUCAGGGCGCGAUCGUACAACAAAAUGCAUUCAUGGAGGCGCAACGUCAGCCCACUUCAUCUAUUAUGAGUAUUGCCGAGACUAUUGAAGCAGUGGCAACGGCUGCUGAUGCGCCAUUACCUCAACUCAAACAAGAGAAGCAGGAUGAUAUCGGCGCCAGUGGCAGUGGCAAUGGUGGCAUUAUUGGCAACUCUGGCGCUGCUAGUGGCAGCAUUAAGCCGAAACGCGAGAAACGAUUCAACUGCGAGUUCUGCCCGUGGUCCGGUGCCGAUAGAUGGGGCUUAAAGCGGCACGUGAAUACGCACACAAAACCGUUUGUCUGUUUGUUGUGCGACUAUAAGGCCGCGCGCUCCGAACGCUUGGCCACGCACGUGCUAAAGGUGCACGACAAGCGUGUCUGCAAUAAGUGCUCCUUCCUCGGCGACACGCAGGAGGAGUUCCAGGCGCACGUCAACGAAGUGCAUCAUACAACUCAUAGUGGUGGCGGUGGCGGCGGCUCAUCCACUUCCAGUAAUCAUGGCGGCAACGUUGGUGGUGGUGGUUCGGUGACCAUUUACACCACAACAACAACGAAUGAUAAUGGCAGCGGUAAUGUGACCGGCGGUCCACUACAGGAAAUCAUUGUAAAUCCCACUUCGAUGGUGGGUUGGCGCCUAAGUGCCAAUGGUUCACUAAUACCGCCACACGAUCUACUAACGGGCGGUUUGCCCAAUGCAGCCGCACAAAAACGCGGCUCGGAACGAUUAUUUCAAUAUCUUGAGGCCGACGGAAGUGAUCCGGAAGACUAUGCGCGUCUACUAAAAAUGGACGCCAUUAGUCGCAACACCGCUUCAGUCGCUCAGGAUUUUCCUAAGGCGGGAGGCGUGCACGAGUUGAAAAUUCCAGCUAAUCAUCAACUCCUGUUCAAUAAUAAACUGCCUUCAUCACAAUGGACGACCAAAGAGGCUGCGACGCUAGUCCCUUCCCUAAGUAACAACACCACCUAUGCUAACAACUAUCAACAUCUUCUGCAGCAGCAGCAGCAACAGGAGCUCCGUAUUAAUUAUAACCAGCAACAAAUGAACAACAUCAACGGUCAAAUGCGUCAGCGUCAGUAUUCGACCGGCGAAGACGAUGAGUGUACACCAUCGUCCGCCUCGUCGACAUCGUCGAGUGAUUAUAUCACAUCGCCGUUAAAAAUUGAUGGUAAGCGACGUUCAGCUGGUUCAACAACAGCAAUGCACCAACGCAGCAGAAGCAGCAAGAGCAGCAGAAAAAACAACAGCAGCGGUAUGGGGAACAGUGAGCAGAGACAGGCGAUAUCGGCAUUCUGGAGCGGAAAUUUCGAUUCUCCUGAAACAUCAGGAUCAGUAAUCGGAAUCAUGGCAGCAGCAGCGGCUAAUCACAAGCGUAAAAACCAGCCACUCUGGGGCAACGAUGAAAAUCGAGAGCAGCUUAUUAGAUCGCCUCCCGCGAACAACAAUAAUCACAACAAACCAAUAAACUACCAGAAAAACAACAACCCACAGACGAAGAGACGCGAAUAUCGUCGUGAAAUGAUAGAUAAUUUGCGCAACAACAUCGCAAACAAAGAGAAUAACAAACAAAAUGCUGCCACACUCCUCGCCGCUCUGGAAUAUCAGAAUCUGAAUAAAGUCAACUCAGCAAUAGAAAAUUACGUUAAAGACAUGAUCAACAAAUAUUAUACCGAGACGUCUAUGCCGAUGGCUGCCGAAAUGGCACAUGAGAGACAACCGACACCAGAACCACAACCGUCACAGCAACCCUUACCAAAGCGAUGCAAUCGCCUGCGUAGCGAGACCGAGGGUUGCAUCGAGUUUUUGCUCAAUAAAGACGACAUAACUCUAACUAUCACACCAAAAGCGUCUGCCGGCAAUGAUUCCCCGUCGAGUCCCAUGCGUUCGCCGCUGAUAAUACCACCGCCCGCAGUGACCCUAGCACCAAUCAUACCCGCCCGGCCACCAACAAUGCAGCAGCAGCAACAACAAAUGCACCAGCAAGAACCAAUGCAGCAGCCACAACCGCAGCCAGCCUUUUCACAAAUAGCCACACUAUUGCCAUUGUUGGCGGAUGCUGCUUGCCAGCAGCAGUACCUCACUGCGCCCCUGGACUUUAGCAAAAGUUCUACGUACGACAUGCCACCACUCAUUCCGAACACACAACCGCCCAUUUCCGUGCCUACGUCCAAGACAUUUGAAUUUUUCCCCACUCCAGCGGCGACAGUGAUGCCAAAGGCAGCACAGGUUUCGGUCAUACAACCAGUACCCACACCCCUAUCCGUACAACAACAACAACAACAACUAAAAACUGCUGGCGGAGGCCAGAACACCCAAGACAAGCGCUCGUCACGCAAGCAGGCACAGCCCAAGAAAAUACGCGCCCCGCCGGAGGUUAUAGUGGCCAUGCUGCGCGACAAGUACUUGAAUCGCAUGGUCGAUAAGAAGCUGAGCUGCCGUACGUGCGCCCAAGACAAGCGGCGCGCUGCCACAAUGCUCGUAUUCAACUAUCACACGAACGGGUCAUUAGCGCUGCACAAAUACUGGAAGCAUUGUGCCAAGCAGCAAAGCUGUCGUUAUUGCAAGCAGGCGUUCGGCCAGCGCACCAGCUUGAUGUUGCACUAUUGGCGUAGGCAUGAUGACGUAAUGCAGAGCAAACGGCGAAGCGGUGUGAAGGAGAUGGACAGAAAGCUGAAGAAGAUGCCGAAGAGGGGAAUGAAGAAGCAGUCUAAGCAGACGAAAAAGGCCAAGAAAGCAGGGUUGAGAGCAUAGAGUGGGGUAGGAAAUCAAAGAUUUCACACAUACGUAGGUGAAUUAUUUGAGUCAACUGUACAAAUUAAAAUUGAAUACAGUUAGUGGGGGCGUAAAGUGUAGUUGAAGUGGAGACGUCUGUAGAUGAAUUGUGUUGCUUAAUUUGAACAUUUUAAGCUAAAAUUAUAUUCGCGGGCAAAGUAAAUUGCAGAAAAAUGAAUGAGGAUUUUAACACAUUGAGUGCCAUGCAACGUGGCACUUUGUACGACACCCAAUAUUUUCUGUGGUGCGCAUACAAAAUUCGUGCGCUUUCAUGCUACUCAAAAAAGUUUGGUCUAAUUUGCAUACCGCUGUGAUGAUCUCCACCAUUCUUGUUCGGCUAUACAAGACAAAACGGGGACCUGAGAGCGCUCAGAAAUCAAUUUAUGCUACAGUCAAACUUCUAUAACUCGACUCACCCAUACGCAAAGAAUAUUUUCCACUUUUAAAGACUUCGGUUAUGCUCGUAGAAUAUAAACUCGUAGAAAUGAAACUUUACGAAAGAAAAUAAGGGCUUCACUCAAAAAAACAAAAAAAAAACAUACAUUAUUUAGGAUUCUUCCAACGGAGUUCGACUUAGUGAAGCCUGUGCCAAGACUCUUAUUCGAGUUAUGGAACUAAAAUUGAAUGUCAUUCGAUUUAGUUCGAGUUAUAGAAAACUCGAGUUGUAGAAGUUCAGGUUAUCAAAGUUUGACUGUACUUUCACAGCGCGUUCUAACCAAAACCAACCUACUUUCUGGCUUUCAAACACUACUAAAAGUGGCCGCCUUCCGUCCUUGAGGUUUAGCACACUAGACAGCGCUAUUUUACUGGGCCUAUCGCCCGUCUGUACAUCCGCUUGUGUAAACCCCAGUGCGUAGAUGAAACAAACUUUUUUCUUCUAAUAGCGGUUGUCACACACGCGCUCCCUCCGCUAACUCCGAGUGAAUUUCUGUUAUGAAAAUACUUAUCUUCUCAUCGAAACGUCCAUCUGGUGUUCGGUGGUGUCAUAAAAUUGUGGUGGUUGGAGAUUCAGCUUGACCUAAGCGAAAAACCGCUAUCCAUUUUUGGGCGCUUAAAUGAUAACUUGCAACACGAAAACGCCCCUGCGCCUAAAAUAACACAUUUCACGUUUUGUUCUGCUUUGUGAGAUGGCACACAAAAAAUUCCUUACAUUUAAAUGCUAACUAAAAACAUUUCCAAAAAACAAAAACAAAAACAA
Molecule: messenger RNA, 5943 nt
Organism: Anastrepha obliqua
Lineage: Eukaryota; Metazoa; Arthropoda; Insecta; Diptera; Tephritidae
Gene: chn
Product: protein charlatan
Exons: 6
Coding region: 744-4724 (1326 amino acids)
Biological process (GO): regulation of transcription by RNA polymerase II
Cellular component (GO): chromosome
Molecular function (GO): chromatin insulator sequence binding
Source: RefSeq, a predicted model, not a curated record